AUGGAUGUAGCAAGACAUCCCGCGGCUAGCCGUCAGCCUACAUCGACCCAUAAGCCAGUCAGUAAAUGGCUCCCAUCACAGCGACCCGGUAUCCAACAGUGGCUAACCUGCAAACUCUGCGAAGCCAGAGAAAGAACCGAUCUGAAACUUGACUCGAGCCUUGUUUCCUUCAAAGAAGUAGUCAACAGCGACCCGACUUGGGAAAGUCUCUCCAACGACAUGUUCACCCAAUGGUCAAAGAACUACGACACAGGCGCAGAAGCGGCCCUUGAGAGCUUUGAUGACUCUAUAGAGGUGCUGAAUAUCAUCGUCCAAUCACCAGCAUCAUUCUUCGACAGACAUGGACCUCCACCUGCUAUGUGGAUGAUUGGCUUUCCCAUCAACGCUGUGUUAGACUGGCCAAUGGGCACACUAGCAGGCUAUGAAUUCUGGCUUAUACCCGCAAUCAACGCAUCUUUUAGGAAUGUCCUCAAUACAUGGACUUGUUUCUUGAGAUCGUCCGCCUUGCAAUCCGGUCUGAAGAAUUGGCCAUAUCAAGACACUCUUGGGAUGAUUGCGCAGCUUCAAGAUGAUCGGGAUUCAUCGAUUGGCGAUGAGGCGUCUAUUGCUAUUUCUUCGACAGCAAGUCUUAGUAGCUCGAUUCUCGACUUUCGUCAAGAGAAUGGACGGACUUACCAUGGCUACAAGGAAGGAAAAUAUUUCCUUCCCAACGACGAGCGAGAAAACGACAGACUGGACCUACAGCACAACCUGUUUCUUCUUACCUUUGAUAACAAACUUGGACUCUGCCCACCAAACCUCCCCGAGACCAAGGUCAAGCGUGUUCUUGACGUCGGCACUGGUACGGGAAUAUGGGCCAUCGACUUCGGUGAUGAGCAUCCCGAAGCUGAAGUCAUUGGUGUCGACCUAUCUCCAAUCCAACCGAGCUUUGUUCCGCCCAACGUUCGUUUCAUCAUAGACGAUAUCCACGAAGACUGGGACUUUGCCGAACCCUUUGACUACGUACAUAGCAGGAUGAUGAACUUUAGUAUCCCGGAUUGGCCUGCAUAUGUGAAGAAGAUCUACCAGAAUCUUGCGCCUGGUGGCUGGGUCGAAAUCCAAGAAAUCGAUGUAAUCGCCCGAUCCGACGACGGCACCCUGACUUCCGACAGCGCCAUCACUAAAUGGUGUAAGCUUCUCGACGAGGCAUCAGUCAAACUCCAGCAACCCUACAAAGGAGUUCAUGAAUUUAAACAUGUCUUGUCUGAGGCAGGCUUUACCGAGAUCGUCGAUAUGCGUUUUAAGUGGCCGAUCAAUCACUGGCCAAAGGACAAGAAAUACAAAGAGUUGGGAGUUUGGCACCAUGAGAAUGCUGCUAGCGCAUUGGAAUCGGUCACUAUGGCUCCAAUCACAAGGGCUUUUGGCUGGACUGUUGAUGAAGUCCAAGUCCUACUUGCCAAUGUCAGGAAGGAAUUGAAUGAUACCAAGAUCCAUGGAUACUGGCCAAUUUGUUCUGUCUAUGGGAGGAAACCACUUGCCUAG
Molecule: messenger RNA, 1521 nt
Organism: Fusarium coffeatum
Lineage: Eukaryota; Fungi; Ascomycota; Sordariomycetes; Hypocreales; Nectriaceae
Exons: 7
Coding region: 1-1521 (506 amino acids)
Molecular function (GO): methyltransferase activity
Source: RefSeq, a predicted model, not a curated record